AUGGCGACUGCCCUUUCGGGUCGCCGCUCUGGUGUUAGCCAUGGUCAUUCACUCCAGAGACGUGCUGCACCUGUACCGGCGACGGCUACCAUGUUACUACUGCCGAUAUCGAAGCAUUCAAUACUGGUUCCUGGGACUGGCGGGGCUGUUCCCCAAGAUGCAGCAGGGCGAUUUCGUUUGUCUCAGUUCGGGUGCUUUUCCAAUGCCGGUUGCUCUUCCACAGGCUACCUGCGGUCCACAGGUUAUGGGACGAUGCGACCUGACAACUAUGCCAACCUCGCCGCACUAAACCCAUGCCCUUCAGAUAAAUGCGACCACUGCAUCCAAGCCUUCCGCAGUUUCGACCACCACAAAGGCAAGCACAAUCUCAAGUUUGCGCCAUACAACUUCGAAGGUGACGACGAGUUCAAAGACAAGCACAACUCUCAAAGCGACUACAACUUCCAAGGCGACCACCACUUCAACCAAAACCACCAAAAAGGCAGUCCCGUUAACAAAAACCACCAGCGAGGUGAAUCCAACGGAAACAUGCAGCUCACACUCUAUGAGGACGCAGAUUGCAAAGGCAAUUACUUCUCUAUCUAG
Molecule: messenger RNA, 585 nt
Organism: Penicillium bovifimosum
Lineage: Eukaryota; Fungi; Ascomycota; Eurotiomycetes; Eurotiales; Aspergillaceae
Exons: 3
Coding region: 1-585 (194 amino acids)
Source: RefSeq, a predicted model, not a curated record